AUGAAUAAAGAUACGUGUCGAGCCGGGAUGCCGAAACGUGGGGGUUCUCAGAAUCUUUCAGAAACGGAAAGGUUGCAGCAGUCUAAAAGACGUAUGUUUUUUUAUUUUAAGCAUACUUUCUUAAUAGCAAAGUUGCUACCGGCACAGCGGAAAUCCGAUGAACGACCGACCAAAAAGCGACAGUGGAAAAAUCGGGAACGGACAUUAUUUAUUUGUUCGCGGGGUGUUUCAGCACUUGGUCGGCAUCUUAUGAAGGAUCUUAUUGGUAUGAUGCCACACUCGAAGUCAGAAUCAAAAGUGGACACGAAGAAAGAUCUUCCAGUUAUAAAUGAACUUGCUGAUAUCCGAAAUGCUACAAAGGUGGUGUUUUUUGAGGGUCGGAAGAAGCACGACCUGUAUAUGUGGAUCAGCUGCAUUCCUGGUGGCCCUUCAGCCAAGUUUUUGGUAGAGAAUAUGAGCACAACUGCAGAAUUAAAAAUGACAGGCAAUGCUCUUCGCUAUAGUCGACCAAUUCUAUCAUUUGAUCCUAGCUUCGACAAUCCGGAAUUCCCGUACCUUAGGCUUCUCAAAGAAACCUUUGUGCAGUCAUUUGGAACGCCCAAUUUUCACCCAAAAAUGCAACCAUAUACUGACAAGGUUUUAUCAUUUAUAUACUUUGCCGGUCGAAUUUGGGUUCGCGUUUACCAAGUCGUUGAAGAAAGCGCUGCUUUAUCCGAGAUUGGCCCACGUUUCUCUCUUUUCCCCAUGAAAAUAUUCCUCGGAAGCUUUAGCGGAGCUGUUAUCUGGGAAAACCCGAAAUAUAUUUCGCCAAAUAAGAUCCGCCAAGCAUUGCGGUUCGGUAAGAAAACCAAGUACAUGGAAAGAUCGGAGGCUAGAAAGAGGUCGCAGAAACGCAAGACCCUCCAGACCGUCAUUCAUGAAGUUGACGAAACCGACGAGGUCUUUGCAUAG
Molecule: messenger RNA, 951 nt
Organism: Mesocestoides corti
Lineage: Eukaryota; Metazoa; Platyhelminthes; Cestoda; Cyclophyllidea; Mesocestoididae
Source: the annotation of a GenBank genome assembly